Molecule: messenger RNA, 1608 nt
Organism: Vigna angularis (adzuki bean)
Lineage: Eukaryota; Viridiplantae; Streptophyta; Magnoliopsida; Fabales; Fabaceae
Product: nudix hydrolase 19, chloroplastic
Exons: 6
Coding region: 156-1331 (391 amino acids)
Biological process (GO): NADP+ catabolic process; NAD+ catabolic process
Cellular component (GO): cytosol
Molecular function (GO): NADH pyrophosphatase activity; metal ion binding
Source: RefSeq, a predicted model, not a curated record
UUUGACCUUUCACCUGUCAAAAAUGGAAGCAAAACUUGAACUUGUCAAGUUUCUUCACUGCUUUGCAAAAUUCUUCUUCCAUAACAGACUCUCCCACCAAACUGCGGUAUCUCUAACAAGAUAUUUCUCGCAAAAGCAAGACUUCUCCCGCCACCAUGUCCAUAAACGUUCACUCCCAUGCCUUCGCUGGCAACCCUCUUCUCUCCAAAUUCUCAUUUUCAGGCCACCCGCUUCCACCCUCUUCAGCUCUUGAAGCGCUCAACGCGAAAAUUGGGCUACCAAAUACUCAUUCGUAUCCAUCCCUGAGCUUCAAGGUACUACCUUUCAAAAAUGGGCGGCUCUUGGCUUCUUCCGAGGCCAGCUCGCCGCCGAUUUGGCAUCUGGGUUGGCUCGGCUUGGACGAUCUCAGGGUUAUUUUCGACAAGUCCGGUGCCCAGUUGAGUGUGGACUCGUUGGUGUAUCUGAAUUCGAGUGCAGAGGACGACGCCGUUUACUGGGCAAUCGAUGUUUCUGCUGAGGUAAUUGAAUUGGGUAGCAAAACGGGUUUGCGUUUUGUGGAGCUUCGAACGCUCAUGGUGGCUACCGACUGGUCGGAUUUGCAAGCAAUGGGAAGCUUGGCUAUUGCUGGUCAUGCUAAGGCACUGCUAGAAUGGCAUAAUGUAUCACGAUUUUGUGGACAUUGUGGUGAGAAAACAGUCCCAAUGGAAGCUGGACGAAGGAAGCAAUGUUCUAAUGGUUCAUGCAAAAAGAGGAUAUACCCGCGUGUUGAUCCGGUGGUCAUUAUGCUUGUAAUUGAUAGAGAGAAUGACCGUGCUCUUUUGGCUAAGCGACCAAUGCGUCUACAUCGAUUGUAUACUUGCUUAUCAGGUUUCAUAGAGCCAGGAGAAAGCUUGGAGGAAGCUGUAAGAAGAGAAACAUGGGAAGAGACUCGUGUUGAAGUGGGAGAAGUUGUAUAUCACAGUUCUCAACCGUGGCCUGUUGGACCAAGUGGCAUUCCAUGCCAGUUGAUGGUUGGGUUCUUUGCAUAUGCAAAAUCACUUGAAAUAACUGUGGACAAGAAAGAGUUAGAAGAUGCUCAGUGGUACAGUAGAGAAGAAGUAAGAAAUGCAUUGACGUCUGCUAAAUACAAGGAAACCCAAAGAACUGCAGCAGAAAAGGUCGAGCAAAUAUGUAAGGGACUAGAAGAGAACAGAAGCUUCGCUUCAGAUUUCAACGUGGAAAGUGCUGGUGAAAAUGCUCCAAUAGUUUUCCCUGGACCCUUUGCAAUAGCCCAUCACCUUAUUUCUUCUUGGGCAUUCUCGGAUAAAAAUGUCGUGCAUCACUCAAAAUAACCCAUCAGUUCUUUGAUAAAUUCAGAAACUCUUUUUCAAGGAGCCUCUGGAAAUAAAAUUUGUUAUUAUUGUUAAAUAUCUUUUUAUCCCCAAUAAUAUAGAGGGUUUCUGCUGCUGGUGAUGAUAUUUUAUCGUCAAACUGUUUUUAGAUUCUGCAGUCUUGGAAUUGAAGAGCUCGACUUUUGAUUUUGCAUUAUUCGUUCACGUACUACUCAUAUGGUCUAUUACCAACGAUCUUAUUGAUAUUAUACAAGACCAUUUACUUGUUAUGGUUUCA